Molecule: messenger RNA, 765 nt
Organism: Rhodotorula graminis WP1
Lineage: Eukaryota; Fungi; Basidiomycota; Microbotryomycetes; Sporidiobolales; Sporidiobolaceae
Exons: 1
Coding region: 1-765 (254 amino acids)
Biological process (GO): translation
Cellular component (GO): mitochondrial large ribosomal subunit
Molecular function (GO): structural constituent of ribosome
Source: RefSeq, a predicted model, not a curated record
AUGGCCCCGAGACUCGCACCCAAGGUCGUCGCCCGAACCCGGCCCCUCCCGCUGCGCAAGCAGGUCCUGUUCCGCCAACACGAGCACCUCCUCACCGCCAACCCUCUGGUCCUCUUCCUCCGGCCAUCCGACUUCUCGGCCCACGAGUGGCGAGCCCUGCGCGCCAACCUCGCUCAACUCGCUCCCUCUCCCGCGACCCCCUCCUCCUCCUCCUCGACCACCUCCCCGGCCCCACUGUCCCUCACCGUCCUCCGGCCAGGCCUCCUCCCCGCCCUCCUGCGCGACCCCAACUCGCCCGUCUCGCGCCUCGUCGACCCAACCCACCUCGCGUCCGCCUCGCACCUCCAAGGCCCGCUCGCCGUCCUCACCGCCCCCUCGGUCGACCCGCCCACCCUCUCUCGCGUCCUCACCCUCGUCCAAACCUUCUCCCGCACCCCGAAACCCAACUCGCCGCCCCCUCCCGCUCCCGGCGCCCCGGGUGGUGCUGCGCCGCCAGACCGCCUCGCGCUCCUCUCGGCCCUCGUCGACCACUCGGCGGCCGACGUCGCGCGCACGCACGCCGUCGCCAAACUCCCGACGCUCGACGUCCUCAGGGCCCAGCUCGUCGCGCUCGUGUCGCAGCCCGGGAGCAGGAUCGCGGGCGUCGUCGGCGCGCGCGCGGGCGAGCUCGCGAGGACGCUCGACGGGUUCAAGCUCGGCCUCGCCGACGCCGAGGCGUCGCAGGGCGGUGCCGGCGAGGGCGCGCAGGCGCAGGCGCAGGCGUGA